Molecule: messenger RNA, 5661 nt
Organism: Misgurnus anguillicaudatus (oriental weatherfish)
Lineage: Eukaryota; Metazoa; Chordata; Actinopteri; Cypriniformes; Cobitidae
Source: RefSeq, a predicted model, not a curated record
UUUAUAAAGGUUGUAAGACAUUAUUUAAACAAAGUUUUAAGGUUAAGUUGGGUGUGAUGCAAUCGAUCUUGCUUUUUUAAAUUUGCGGACGGUUAAGGUGUGUGUGAUUACAUUUCUGUCAGGAAUAUUCAGUUUAAAAGGUAAGAAACCUCAUUUUAUAAAGAAUGUUAGUCGUUAUUUCCAUGUUUUAACGUUAAGUGGGGUGUGAUGCAGUCGAUAUUUGCUUUUUAUUUUUUUGUUUGCGGACGGUUAAGUUAAUUAAGGGGUGUGAGAGAGUACGUUUCUGUCAGGAUUAUUCAGUUUAAAAGGUAAGAAACAUCAAUUUAUAAAGAAUGAUAGUCGUUAUUACCAUGUUUUAACGUUAAGUGGGGUGUGAUGCAGUCCAUAUUGCUUUAUAUUUUUUUAUUUGCGGACGGUUAACGUUAAGGGGUGUGAGAGAGUAACUUACAUUUCUGUCAGGAAUAUUCGGUUUAAAAGGUAAGAAACAUCAAUUUAUAAAGAAUGUUAGUCUUUAUUACCAUGUUUUAACGUUAAGCGGGGUGUGAUGCAGUAGUUGCUUUUUUUUUUUUUUUUUUUUCUUAAUUUCUGUCAGGAAUAUUCGGUUUAAAGGUAAGAAACAUCAAUUUAUAAAGAAUGUUAGUCUUUAUUACCAUGUUUUAACGUUAAGUGGGGUGUGAUGCAGUCCAUAGUUGCUUUUUAUUUUUUUAAUUUGCGGACGGUUAAGGGGUGAGAGAGAACAUUUCUGUCAGGAAUAUUCUGUUUUAAUGUUGAGAACCACAUUUACCAAUUUAUAAGGAAUGUUAAACGUUAGUCUUUAACAGUCUAAGUUCAGCAACUGUAAAACGGUGAAAUGACGUUAGCGUGUUCACGGUGUUAGUUUUACUGUCUAGUAACGUUUAAUGAACGCCAUUUUAUGUGGUGUCGUCGUCAGUUUUAAAAUGCUUGAUGCAUGUCCGCGUGCAGUGACGCGGGGAAAAUACAAAUAACGUUACAAGUGGUAACGUUAUACCCAAACUAAUUCUGCUGUGAUUUACUUGCUUAAUGCUGCAGUCGGCAAGAUUUUUUUUAUCAUAUUAACUGAAACCAUGCUCCGAUAUAAUAACAUAAAUUAGACUGUUUAAGAAAAAAACCCGCGCUUCUACUUCCACCUAGACUAGACUAUAUUAUUAGGUUGGCAAAAAUCCACUGCUCCCGGUUCAAUCGGCGCAGGGCUGUGUAAAAUUUGCCUGUCAAUCACAGUUCCUACACACGCCACAGAUCCACCCUUCCUCCUCGCGCGCAAUAUCACGUGCAUCCGCCUGAAGUUCACCAGUGUGAUGGAUUAAACGCAGCGUGAUGGCAGAGAAAACAUUAACGAACAAACGUCCGAUUCCUCGGUUAACAACCAGAGCUAGGAGAACAACCAAGGGGAAAAAAAACAAACAUAGAAAGCGACCGUGCCCGGAAUAAAACUAGGAUCAAUAUCGGACCGGCAUUUGAAUCCGGAUUUACGAGAUUUUAAAGGGUUCAAGCUGGAUGCAGAGCUUGCCACAUCUCGACAGGUGCAUUUUCAGGAUGUUACCAUGUUGCUGAAGGUGAAAUACCACAGUAGCAAGAAGUACAUCAAAUUGCACUCAGGCUUCACCUAUUUAGAAUUCAUCAGGGAAGUCAAAAACAAGUUUGGGCUUCCUGACACAGCUCAACUUAACAUUUUUGAUGAAACUGACACAGCAGUAGAGGAUGACAUUCUUCUAGAGCUGUUGGAGGCCAAUCCAGACAUAUGCCUGACAGUACGUGACAGCAUUACAGAUGAAGAGUUUUCUCCUUUAGAUCAUUCUACACCAUCUUCCCUCACGGAUACCAUGUCACUUUCUUCAAGUGACCGUGACCCCACAGAACUGGGUAUUCCCACAGGCAGAAGUAGAUCCAGCAAAGAAGACACUAACAGUUCUGCAACAAAGGGUUUGAUGUCAGAGGCAGCAAAGGAGAUGGUAGAAAAGGCCUUGCUUAAGAAGCCUGGAGGAGAGGAUAUUCUUGAAGAGUACAAGUCAGAAAAUUCACUAAUGCACCGCACUCGGAGACAGCUUGUCAACAUAUUGGCGAGUGAUAUUACUGAGAGACAUGGGAUUCCUUCCCGUCAGCAGAAGGAGAAGUAUGCCCUGGGAAUUAUUACUCUCUUUCCCUCACUGAAGGAUCCUUUUUCUCCAAAGGGCUAUGAGCAUUUUUAUGAUGGGGAAAAGGGCACUGGAUAUUUAGCGUGGCGCCUUAAAACCAUCUCCAGGACUUCAGGAAAACGGCCAGUCAAGGAAGUCUCAGUGCAUCAAGCACAAGGACCAAAGCGCCGAAGAUCAGCAACCACACUGCCUCAGCAGCUUGAUGGAGAUGCCUGCAGGGAGGCCAUUUCAUUUCUUGUUCACUCUCCUGAUGAAGCAAGUGUAUUUCAGAAGAUGAAGAUGACGUUUCAGCACCGUCAGGACCUAGUGCAUGACCCACAAAGAAGCACAGAUGUCUUCAAAACAUUUCCACGCUUUUUAGAUGUCAAAGGACUGGUGAAUCAAGACUUCCUGCUGCUAUUUGGUGCUGAAACAGCCUCCAAGAUGCUUGAGAAGUGGGACACCUCAUUCAAGCCCAAGGUCAUCAAAGAGGCCAAAAAACUGACUCAGACAACUGAGCUGUGCCGACUUCUAAAAGCUGCUGAGAAACUUGCAGAGAACGAUGAAACGGACUGGGACAGUGACAUCGCUUCUAUGCUGCUGCUUCUCCAUCUCUUGCCACCCACAGCUGGACGGAAGAGGACCAAAAUAAGUCCAAGUGAUGCAGUGGACAAAAUGGUGCAUUUUCAUAAGUCAUGCUGCAGCAUCAAUGAAUAUGUGCAGGAAAGAGAGGGUAAACAACCGUACAUCCUUGCAGUUGGCCGAACUCGGAAGACGAUUGAUACCUUCUACAUCGCCGUUGACAAACAGCUCAUCCUCUGCCAAGCCACCAGCUCAUUGGGUGCUUUUGAUGAACUGUUUAAAUCCCACUACGUUUUUAACUUGUCUUAUGACGAGUCCUUGGUCCAUUUCUACACUUUUCUGCAGACAACUGUCUUCAACAUUGAUGUUACCACAACAGAUGAGUCUCCAAGAGUUCGUGAGUUGCGGGCCAAACUUUUAAAUGACAUAUGAAUAUGUUCAAAUGUUUCAUUUGUCAUGCAUUGCAUGCUACCAGCCAGGGACUAAUAACUCAUUUGCGAAUCGGCCACAGUUUCUAUCCAGGCACCAAGUUUAAGUUAGUUUGUGCACAAGAUGAUUGUAGGCGUCAGUUUUCAACAUUUUCAGGUUUAAAAAACCAUUUAGUUAGUGUUCAUAAGUGUUAUUGUCAAAGUGGUGAUGCAGAAACCUCAGAGUCAUUUCAGGCUGAUUUUCACAGUUUACAAAAUAGUACAGAAGUUGCAGGAACAAGUGUUAUGCAGAGCCUUGAUGCUGGGUUUUUUGACAACAAUGGAUCUGGUCAAAGUUUCACAGAAAACACAAAAGAUAUCUGUGCAACAAUUAUUGCCAAACUCCAUGGUAGUGGUAUGGCAAAUAGUAUAGUUUCAUCAAUUGUUAGUGAUUUGGAAGAACUUGCUGGUGGACUGCACUCCCAAGUUAAGCACGAAAUUCUGUCCGCUGUGCCAACAGAUAACCCUGUAAGAUCUACACUGGAAAAGAGUUUUGAGAAUUUUGAAAACCCAUUUGUAAGUUUUAAUACUGAAACUAAAAGAAUGAAGUAUUUCAACAAAAAAUGGGGAAUUGUGGAGCCAGUGGAAAAAAAUUUAGGAGUUCGAUUUGAUACAAGGCGAAACAAAAAUACAGGUACUUAUGAUCAGGUCCCAGUGAAAGACACUUUUGUUUACAUUCCAAUUUUGGAAACCAUUAAAUUUAUCUGCCGCAAUUCUUAUAUUUGUGAACUACUUUCAAAACCAUGUGUAUCAAAAGACAGAUAUGAAGACUUUUGUGAUGGAAGUUAUUUUAAGUCACAUCCAUUGUUCUCAAAAACUCAGACUUCUUUGCAAAUUCAACUUUACUAUGAUGACUUUGAGACUGCUAACCCACUGGGUUCAAAACGUGGUGUUCACAAAGUUGGUGCUCUCUAUUUUGUCCUCCGAAAUCUGCCUCCAAAGUUAAACUCCAUAUUGAUGAACAUUCAUUUGGUUGCAUUGUUUCACACGGAAGAUGUGAAAAAAUAUGGCUUUGAUCCUAUUUUACAGCCUUUGAUUGAUGACAUCAAAAUAUUGGAGAGUCAUGGCAUUGAUUUGCCUUUCUCAUCUGAAAAGGUCUAUGGCACUAUAUGUCAGAUAACUGGGGACAACUUGGGGAUGCAUGGAAUAAUGGGUUUUACAGAGUCUUUCAGUGGACGUCACUUCUGUCGUUUGUGUUUGAUUGAAAAAGAUGAUUCUCAAAAUGUUUACAAAGAGGAUGACCCAAAGAUAGUCUUGCGUGGAAAAGAGCUUUUUGAAAUGCACUGUAGUGAGUUGCAAUCAGAUCCACAAAAGAUGUGUGUGUUUGGUCUAAAGAAGAAUUCAACUCUUAACAGCCUAAACUACUUCCAUGUUUGCCACAACUUUUCUUUGGACAUUAUGCAUGACAUACUUGAAGGGGUGGCUCAGUAUGAGAUAAAGUUACUGUUUGAAUAUCUCUCUGAAAAUGUUUUGUCAAAACCUGGUCUUCUGUCACGAAUCUAUGCUUUUGACUAUGGCUACUUGGAGCGCAAAAAUCGUCCGACAAGGGUCAACUUGGACAGUAUAGGCAAUAAUAUUGGACUCAACUCUAUUCAGACUCUUUGUCUGGUAAGAAACAUUCCUUUGAUUUUUGGUGACAUUGUGCCAGAAGGAAACCAGAACUGGACUUUGCUGUUGCUCUUAUUGCAAAUAAUUAACAUCAUAUUCUCUCCAUCUAUUACACUAGGCAUGACUGUGCAUUUGAAGCAUUUAAUAAUGGAACAUCAUGACUUGUUCAAACACUUGUAUCCAAGUAGAAACCUGAUUCCUAAACAUCAUUUUAUGCUACAUUACCCGUCUUGUAUUCGAAAAAUUGGACCGUUAAUACAUAUGUGGAGUAUGAGAUUUGAGGCAAAACACAGGGUUUUCAAAAGCACACUUAAAAACUUCAAGAACAUCACAGUAUCACUUGCCAAAAAACAUCAAAUGUCCAUAGCAUCCAAUUGGGAAACAUCUCGUUUAAACCAUGUUGAGUACGGACCUUUGAAAAAAUUUAAUGUGGACAAUGAUGAAAAUGGUGAAAUGUUUGCCCAAGCCCUGCCCGCUGUAGCAAAAGACAUUUUCUCUACUAACUGGGUAAAGAUCAGUGGGGUAGAGUACAGACCCGGGUUAGUAAUUUGCAAUGGUACAGAACAGGAAAUGCCUGUGUUUUGCAGAAUUAAAAAAAUGCUUUUAGUCAAUAGUGUGAUCUACUUCAUAGUGAACAAGCUUAUGGUUGACCAUUUCAGUGAGCACUUUCAUGCCUACAAUGUGUUUGAAUGUGAUGAAAAAGAUGUGAUAAAAGCAGACUGUCUUCAAAUUUACAAGCCUUUUGACUUACAAAGUGCUUAUGGUGGAGAUGAAAGUCUUUAUAUUGUACCAUUAUUUUCUCUGUAAAUGUGCAUAGAGUUAAAGUUGUGUGGUGCUUGGAUAUUUGCUUUUAUUAAAAACGAUGAAUUCUU